This is a messenger RNA of Guyanagaster necrorhizus, 1354 nucleotides long. Its product is annotated as 2-phosphoglycolate phosphatase. Gene Ontology annotation, cellular component: cytoplasm. The transcript has 6 exons. The record is from RefSeq and is a predicted model, not a curated record. Bases 1 to 903 code for a protein of 300 amino acids. Gene Ontology annotation, molecular function: alkaline phosphatase activity; phosphoglycolate phosphatase activity. Lineage: Eukaryota; Fungi; Basidiomycota; Agaricomycetes; Agaricales; Physalacriaceae.
AUGAGCGUUCGCCUUUCUGCCACUGAAGAUUAUGCAUCUCUGAUUGACAAGUACGACACAUGGAUGUUCGACUGCGACGGGGUAAUUUGGCAUGGCGACCGUCUCAUCGAUGGAGCUAUCGAUGUCCUACGCCUCCUUCGGAAUCGAAAAAAAACCGUUUUAUUUGUCACGAACAAUGCGACCAAGUCGAGGAGGAGCUACAGGGGGAAAUUCGACCAGCUCGGCGUCGAGGCACAUGUGGAUGAGAUCUAUGGAUCCGCAUACGCAGCAGCCGUUUAUCUGUCUUCUGUAAUCAAGCUACCGAAAGACAAGAAAGUGUAUGUAAUUGGUAUGGCCGGCCUAGAGGAGGAACUCCGCGAUGAAGGGGUCUCUUACCUAGGUGGAACUGAUCCCGCGGAUCGCACUCUAGAGCCGUUCUCCCUAGCCAACUUUGUUCUCGAUGAGAGCGUUGCGGCCGUGUUGUGCGGCCUUGAUACCGCCAUUAACUAUACCAAACUGUCCAAGGCCUUCCAGUAUCUUACGCGGAACCCCGGAUGCCAGUUUCUUGUUACGAAUGAGGAUAGCACGUAUCCCAGUGCGGAUGGAUUACUGCCUGGGGCUGGAGCUAUCAGUGCGCCCCUGCGCUUCGCGUUAGGCAAAGACCCUGUGAGCAUUGGCAAGCCGGCAAGUACCAUGUUGGAUUGCAUCAAGGCAAAAGUGAACUAUGAUCCAAAGCGCACUAUCAUGGUUGGUGACAGACUCAAUACGGAUAUCUUAUUCGGCAAGAACGGCGGAAUUUCUACGCUGCUAGUCCUGACUGGAAUCACGGCGGAGGACGAAAUCACGGGGCCAAAUCCAUCCCCAAUUAUCCCGGACUACGUUACACAGUCGAUAGCCGACCUCAACAAGGCCGCCGAGCAUUAGAUGGGCAUUCUUAGCUUAGACUAGUGCAGUACCAUAGAUACAGACAGCAUACAUUCAUACUCAUAGUAUUUUGGAGUAUCCUCAGGGUCACGCUCCUGACGAGAAUAAGUACGUCUAGUAAGGGAUAAGUGCUAGUAAGCAUCCAGGACAGUAAUGUUCGCGGUUUCUGUAUAUAUCGUCGAUCCCGUGGGGGAUAAUCGUAGAACACUGGCAGUAUCCCCAUUCAUGACUAGGACCACCGAAUGGGAAGGGUAAACCCUUCGUGAGAUUGCGGGUCCGAAGCGACACCGACCCUUGGCAGAAAUUUUGCGUUCCUAUCGCAAAGAAUCAGAACAGAAGAACAGGUUGCACUGAAGAAGGUCCUGGGAUCGUCGGGAAUCAGAGUGGGAAAGGCCUUCUUCGGUCAGUGCGACAUUACUGCCAUUUCUCUUAUCUUUGGAACCUGGACAAU